Oncorhynchus gorbuscha (pink salmon) is the source of this 760-nucleotide messenger RNA. Its product is annotated as bromodomain-containing protein 4-like. The record is from RefSeq and is a predicted model, not a curated record. Gene Ontology annotation, biological process: chromatin remodeling; positive regulation of transcription elongation by RNA polymerase II. The transcript is spliced from 5 exons. Lineage: Eukaryota; Metazoa; Chordata; Actinopteri; Salmoniformes; Salmonidae. Gene Ontology annotation, cellular component: chromatin; nucleus. Bases 172 to 756 code for a protein of 194 amino acids.
CCCGAGACAUGGAACCCCUCGAGGCCGAAACGACAGACCAACCAGCUACAGUACCUGUUGAAGGUGCUGCUGAAGACACUGUGGAAACAUCAAUUCUCAUGGCCCUUCCAGGCUCCCGUAGAUGCCAUCAAACUCGGCCUGCCUGAUUACUAUCAGAUCAUCAAGGUUCCUAUGGACAUGGGGACCAUCAAGAAGAGACUGGAGAACAGCUACUAUUGGAACGCCCAGGAAUGUAUACAGGACUUCAACACCAUGUUCACCAACUGUUACAUCUACAACAAGCCUGGUGAUGACAUAGUGUUGAUGGCAGAGUCUCUGGAGAAGAUGUUUCUUCAGAAGAUCUCUGAGAUGCCCCAAGAGGAGACUGAGAUCCCCAUGGUUACCAGGGGGCGGAGGGCGGGGCAGAGAGAAGCAGGUCUCCUGUCUAAGUCUGACUCCGGCCAGGACUCAUCUCCCUCCUCCACCCCCCACACCCGAGGUUUCUCCUCCCCGUCGCCGGGCCCUCAGACUCGGGGUCUCCCCGUAUCCCAGGGGCCCCCCACCCUCCCCCUCGCCCUCCCCCUCAGACCCAGCCCCCUCGCGUUCCCCCCACCCCUCCCUCCCACGCCCCCCAGCUGGGACCACCCUUCCCAAUCAGCCCUCUGGAUGUCCUGGCCCAGGGCCUCACCUCCGUACCCCACCACCCCCCAGCCCACCCAGGCCUUCACCCUGCUGCCCCAACCAUUCCCCAGAGCAUCGCACCCCCAGCUAAGGUGAGGAG